Molecule: messenger RNA, 663 nt
Organism: Peromyscus eremicus (cactus mouse)
Lineage: Eukaryota; Metazoa; Chordata; Mammalia; Rodentia; Cricetidae
Product: claudin-13-like
Exons: 2
Coding region: 1-663 (220 amino acids)
Biological process (GO): cell adhesion; bicellular tight junction assembly
Cellular component (GO): bicellular tight junction; plasma membrane
Molecular function (GO): structural molecule activity
Source: RefSeq, a predicted model, not a curated record
AUGGUCCGCAUGGAACAAGAGGCCAUCAGCUUCUUGUUGGCUACGCUGGGCUGGCUGUGCGCCAUUGUGAGCUGUAGCCUCCCCUUUUGGAAGGUGACAUUUCCCGAUGGUGAGACGAACCCAGAUGACAGCAUUUGUGAGGGCCUGUGGCACAUGUGCCAGAUGGAGAAAAGCAACCGGAUACAGUGCACCUUGUAUGGCAUCCGGCCCGCAGUAACUCAGGACCUCAGUAUGGCUCGAGUCUCCACGGUCAUCUGCAUCAUUGGAACCUGGCUAGGUUUGCUGCUGUGCAUGAUUGGGGAUUCACGCAUCAGGUGUGUGCAGAGCAGGGACACUGAACUCAAGAUCAUGAGGGCAGCCAGUGUGAUAUUCCUCGGUGUUGGCUUUCUGGUGAUGAUAUCCCUGUCCUGGGUGUCAUACAAUGUCAGCCGUGGCUUCUCCAACCCCCUGCUGGGUUCCACAAAGAAAACAGAGAUGGGUUCCUCACUCCGCUUGGCCUGGGCCAGCUCACUGCUGCUGUUGCUGGGAGGGACUCUGCUGUGUUUUGACUGCCCAUCACGCGAGGACCUCUCCAGACUCACCGUGGACUGUGCUAGCAGCCUUCAGGAGCCAAGGGCAAUGCAUCGGGUGUUUGAUUCUAAGAGUGAGCAGGAGGCCCAGUGA